UUUAACAUAAGUCAGCUGAUUGCGAGCUGUGUUCGCGUGCGAUACGCGUAGUUCGCGGAAAAAAAGAUAGUGACAUCGGUCGUGGUUAAAUAUACCUUAAAAUUACAGAAAUGAAUCUGCAGCGAAACGAGAACUAUCUCUCGUCAAAGAUGCAUCGGAUGCGUCUUGCCGCAUCCUCUGUGCACUGUCGUAUACAGUGUAUCGUUCGUGAGAACGGCCAUAUUAAGGUUACACGUGCUGAUCGUGAUCGUGAACCAUGGCAUGGCAUUGCGAUGGAACCACGAACCAAGAGAUGGUGGCCAAACUUAAAGACGCAGGUAUUCUGACGACAGACAAAGCAGAAUCGGCCAUGCUCGCCGUCGACAGAGCAAGGUAUUGCCACGAACCGAACCCGUACCUCGACCGACCAAGAACCAUCGGAUACAAUGUAACGAUCAGUGCUCCCCACAUGCAUGCGUACGCCCUGUCCAUCCUAUCCGAUCAAUUGUUCGACGGGGCGAGAGCGUUAGACGUUGGCUCAGGAUCUGGCUAUUUGUCCGCGUGCAUGGGAGUCAUGGUGGGCCCUCGUGGCCGCGUGGUCGGUAUCGAUCAUAUCCCCGAACUCAUAGAGAUGUCAACGAAAAAUAUAAAUGAAGAUUGUACGGAUUUCGUCAAGGAAGGCCGCGUCAAGUUCGUAGUGGGAGACGGCAGAUUGGGAUACCCUGCCGGUGGACCUUACAACGCGAUUCACGUCGGAGCGGCGGCGGAAACUCUACCACAACAGCUGAUCGAUCAACUGGCUCCCGGCGGUCGGUUGAUUUGUCCAGUCGUUGCCAUGGAAGAGUACAAAGGACUCCAAGAAUUGUUACAAGUCGAUAAGAACAGCGACGGUACGGUUGUGAAAAAGAAGCUGAUGCACGUUUCCUAUGUUCCUCUUACCGAUCCCGCCAGUCAGCUAAGAUUGAUCGCAAUAAAAAGUUAAAUACAUACUUGAGGAUAGCUUCGUCGACUUUCGACGCUCCGAACGCGAAGAGCCCGAUCAAAUUCGUUUCCCCGAUGAACGAUAACGUUCGAACGAACGGACGCAAUGACUGUUUUCGCGUAUAUACAUACGUACGUAUCACAAUAGCGUUGAAAUGCCGUUCUUUUCAUCGAUGCGCAUAUCGAAUGUUUUCGUCUGAUUGUUUCGUCGACCACUGUAUACGUUGGAUUACACGGAACGACUCGAUGAGACGCGAGACACGUCGCAUCACGUUGUCAACGUCGAUCUAUGAACAUUGUCCUUUCAAUUUCAACUGACAUGACUCGCGUGUCAGCGAUGAUCACCCUUGGUUAGUUAUAAUUAUAUUCGAGCAAUAAAUGGUCAGAAUUUUA
Ceratina calcarata is the source of this 1353-nucleotide messenger RNA. Its product is annotated as protein-L-isoaspartate(D-aspartate) O-methyltransferase. NCBI's taxonomy places the organism in Eukaryota, Metazoa, Arthropoda, Insecta, Hymenoptera, Apidae. The transcript is spliced from 6 exons. Gene Ontology annotation, molecular function: protein-L-isoaspartate (D-aspartate) O-methyltransferase activity. Gene Ontology annotation, biological process: protein modification process. Gene Ontology annotation, cellular component: cytoplasm. The record is from RefSeq and is a predicted model, not a curated record. Bases 257 to 961 code for a protein of 234 amino acids.